Cylicocyclus nassatus is the source of this 942-nucleotide messenger RNA. The record is from the annotation of a GenBank genome assembly. NCBI's taxonomy places the organism in Eukaryota, Metazoa, Nematoda, Chromadorea, Rhabditida, Strongylidae.
AUGACAAAAGUUGACGACAAGAAAAGGAAGCCGAGUCUAGUCGCAGACCGAACAAAGAGCGACAAAGCAGAUAUCGAAUCUACGAAAAAGGACAGCCCAACUAAGGAAGCGCGAGAUCGUCAAGUAGAGAAGGAGAAGCCCAAAAAGACGAACUCGACUGAGGAGCCUGCGAAAAUCAAAAAAGCAGAGGAGAAACCUAUUCCUAUUGAAGUUGUAGUAAAGCAAGCGGAAUUGGGAAAGAUAGAUCCGUUUGAGGAUCGACCAAAGAUCCCGAGAACUAAAGACGAGUCAAGGAGGGACUCGCUGACAAAGGACAAGAACAAAGAUCCCAUGGUCGGCAAAAGCGAGAAAAUUUCUGUAGAAAAAGCCAAUGAAAAUAGUUCGUCAAAAGCAGCUGGAAAGGCUGACGCGAAUUCUGUGAGGCGAAAAACCUUGGAAAAAGUUAGCGGAAUACCUCCGACUCAAAAAGGAGCAAUGGACAAGAGCAGCCCGCUCGAGAAGAAACAAUUCAGUGCAUUUGCUGAGGAAAGGAAAGCGAAAAUGCGAGGGGACAAACCGGCUGAGGGGUCACCUCAGAGAAAAGGCUAUGGACAUGUGGGAAAAAAGCAAAAGCAUGAUUCUUUUUCGGACGAGGAUAAGGGCGGUGCUAGCGAAAAACCUCAGCCCAGAUCAGAUGCCCAGCGAAAUGCUAAGCGAGACCAAAGCCCAGAAGCAAACCUUACAGCUCAUGUCGAAGUGAUUCGCGAGAGAAGAAUGUCGCUUCCGCGAACAAUCACCACGGAUCCGGCUGCAGAUGUGGAAAUCGUGAUCGGUGACGAUGGAAAACCCGUGUUUCAACCAACGAUGACACCAAAAGCCGACGAAAUCUUGCGUGAGCUCACAAAACUCGUCGUGGAAGAUGAAACUGGCAAAGGGCGAGUGCCCAAGCUUAUACCCUCGUAA